AUGCUUUUUGGUAAGUUUUGGGCCCCAAUAUUUGAGGCGAGAGUUCAGUAGACCUCAAUGCGCUGAUCAUAAUGAUAUAAAAAUCACCCGGGAAAAUGGGCACUGAAUGGUGUAGUCGGUUAAAUUUUACACAUGUCAAUUUAAGGGUCGCGGGUUCGACUCCACCUCGGAACUUCAUUUUUAAUUUUCAGAUUUCGUUUUCAGUCAAUCAUACAACAAUGUUUAUUGUAGAAGACCUUGGUAUUUUGAUAAUCCACGUCCAGCUCCAAUGUAACUUUUUUCUACUUACAUUUUCUCAAAUAUUGCAAUCCUAAAUUAUUUCAGACCUUGCCCGGUUCCGUCGUUUUUCUCAUAUUAUGAAUGUUGUGGUGAAUUUCGAGAAAAUUGUUGUUGGAAACUUCGAUCGGAGCCGAUGUAAGCGAGCUCUAAAAAUCUGUGAAAGACCUUUAUUUUUGCAGAUAUAUUGUCGUGAUUUGCUCCAUAAUUCUGUUAUUAAUUUGUUGUUGUUGUUGCAUUGGUUUUGCGAUUUUCUCACUCAAGAAAUCGAAAAAGCAAAAACAGGGAAAUGAAGUUGCAAUUUCGAAAGAUGAACAAGUUCAAACUGUUUCAAAUGGAGUUGAUGAUAGAAGAAGAUCUUAUGUAGCUGCGAGAGAUCGGGAAAUUGAUUAUAGAAUGUUUUAA
Caenorhabditis angaria is the source of this 681-nucleotide messenger RNA. The record is from the annotation of a GenBank genome assembly. NCBI's taxonomy places the organism in Eukaryota, Metazoa, Nematoda, Chromadorea, Rhabditida, Rhabditidae.